UCUUCGACAUCACGGAUUCCACCCAUCUUUUCACUCUCGGAGUCUACUAUCAGAUCCCAACCUUUCUAUCCGCAAAGCGACUAUCACUCAUCUACUCUCGCAAUGCCGAAAAAUAAUUCUCUGCGCGAGCUUCUGCGUCGGUACAAAAAAUUCAGCACACAGCAUCUAGAAAUAAACUCCCCGAUAAAAAAGCGACGCAUUGUUGCUCUAGUCUGCACCGAAUGUCAGAAAAGAAGAUCUAAGUGCUCUGGUGCGACCCUAUGCACGACGUGUGUGACCGAAGGACGCCAGUGCUUAUACGACCCAGCUUGUGAUCAGAGACGCAAGGCUUAUACUGCCGAGCUAUUAAACUUCAGUGCCGCUCUUCGCCGAAUGGUUGCUAAUCUCCGCUCUGGAACGCCGGAGGAGAUAUUAUGGAUGAUCUGGGAGAUCCAAAAUUUGCCAACAGAACAAGACGCAGUCAAUCAUCUUGUUUAUGGGUACUCAAUGCAUAACGAUUUGGGAAUUUCUUAG
Messenger RNA from Penicillium argentinense, 513 nucleotides. RefSeq lists its product as uncharacterized. NCBI's taxonomy places the organism in Eukaryota, Fungi, Ascomycota, Eurotiomycetes, Eurotiales, Aspergillaceae. Gene Ontology annotation, molecular function: DNA-binding transcription factor activity, RNA polymerase II-specific; zinc ion binding. The annotation marks the transcript as partial. The transcript is spliced from 2 exons. The record is from RefSeq and is a predicted model, not a curated record. Gene Ontology annotation, biological process: regulation of DNA-templated transcription.